ACCCUAAAACCUAUCACCCCGCCGCGCUGCAUCCCCAGAACACCGAGCGUCCCGCCACUCGGUGCUUUCCCUUCCGGCUGCUGUUUCUCUCUCGUCACCGGGAGCACUUGACGAGGAGAGGCAAGCGGAACUCGACCCCGGCUCGUUUACAUCCAUAUUUUGAUAGCUUGGGCCAAGCUCUACUCCUGCCGAUGUGCCCCACUGCCAUGGAAUCUGGCAAGAAGAAGAAGACGAGGUCAAGGAAGCGAAAGAGUAACUCAAGCUGUCAAAUCGAAGAAGAGCAACCACCAAAACAACAAGACGAAGAGCAGCAACAAGAAGAGAAAGAGCAGCACGAGUCUGAGAAGGACCAGAAGGUAUCUGAAGAUGAGGAGGCUAAUGGAAGUGGAGAAGAUCGUGAUUCCACUGACGUUAAUGGAAAGGAGGAGCCUGCUGCGAAGAAACAGAAGGUCACGCCCAGGAAGGUGUCUUCGAUCAUGUCCUCUGAGCCUUUCACGAUUCUCCCUAUCUCUGAGCUCACGAUGAACGCUGUUAAGGAGAUGGGUUUCGUCAACAUGACUCAGAUCCAAGCUAAGGCUAUUCCGCCUCUUUUGGAAGGUAAAGAUGUUAUGGGGGCUGCAAGGACUGGUUCUGGAAAGACACUUGCUUUCUUGAUUCCUGCUGUGGAGUUGCUUUAUAAUGUCAAAUUUUCUCCUCGUAACGGGACUGGAGUCAUCAUAAUAUGUCCAACCAGAGAGCUUGCUAUACAAACACAUGCUGUGGCAAAAGACCUUCUCAAACACCACUCACAAAGUGUGGGAUUGGUUAUGGGUGGAGCACCUAGAAAAACAGAAGCAGAAAGACUUGGAAAGGGUGUGAAUUUAUUAGUAGCCACGCCUGGAAGACUUCUUGAUCAUCUUCAAAAUACCAAGGGCUUCAUAUAUAAGAAUUUACAGUGUCUUAUGAUUGAUGAAGCUGAUCGAAUAUUGGAGCAAAACUUUGAGGAUGACAUGAAACAAAUAUUUAAGCGCCUACCCGAGAAUAGGCAAACGGCUCUCUUUUCUGCUACUCAGACCAAGGAGGUUGAGGACUUUGCACGGUUAUCUUUCCAGAAAAAGCCAGUGUAUAUUGAUGUUGACGACGGGAGGUCAAGGGUGACAGUUGAAGGGUUGCAACAAGGCUACUGUGUUAUUCCGAGUGAUAAAAGAUUUCUUGUUUUAUAUGCUUUUCUGAAAAAACAUAUGUCAGAAAAGGUGAUGGUGUUCUUUUCAUCCUGCAAUUCGGUCAAGUUCCACUCAGAACUUCUCAAAUACAUUCAGAUUGAAUGCUUUGAUAUACAUGGAAAGCAAAAGCAGGAGAAACGGACUAACACAUUCUUCGAUUUCUGCAAAGCAAAUAAAGGCAUCCUACUUUGUACUGAUGUUGCUGCUCGUGGACUUGAUAUACCUGCAGUGGAUUGGAUUGUGCAAUAUGAUCCGCCUGAUGAACCAAAGGAGUACAUUCACAGGGUUGGUCGAACAGCCCGGGGUGAAGGUGGCAAGGGACAGGCAUUGUUGUUCCUAUUGCCUGAAGAAUUGCAAUUUCUUACUUAUCUGAAGGCAGCGAAGGUGCCUGUGAAAGAAUAUGAUUACCAGAAAAAGAAGCUGCUAAAUCUGCAGCCCCAGCUGGAGAAGCUUGUUGGUGAAAACUACUAUCUCAAUCAGUCAGCUAAAGAUGCAUAUCGGUCCUACUUGUUGGCAUACAACUCACAUUCUAUGAAGGAAAUUUUCAAUGUGCACCGCCUUAAUCUUAAGGAAGUGGCACAAUCGUUCUGUUUUAACUCUCCUCCAAAAGUAAAUUUGAAUUUGGAAAGCAGCGUAUCUAAAUUUAGGAAGAAGAUGCGGAAAGUGGAUGGCAAUCGACAUGGUAUCAAUGCCAGCAACCCUUACGGAAGGAAAAGUGGCGAUACAAGACAGUUUCACCAGAUUCUAACAGUGUUCGUGCGGAAGAGUCUGUCAUCAGAUCUCUCUAUUUUCAACUAUAUUUAUAUGGCAAUUGGAUGGUGAAAUUCUUUUCAAAUCACUAUAGCCUUUUGGUACUUUGCUCAGCUUGUGUUGGAGCGAUCUGUGGCAAUUUCAUCAUAGUGACAAGCAUCAGUUGUGCAUGUCUCCUUACAACAUUGCUGGCAUAUUCUGCCACAGAAAUUUUGAUUACAAUAUGUUUUUAUCCAUGUCAAAUACAUAUAUGACUCUGCAAUUGCACUCUGUUCGCAACUGCUGAUUUAAGAAAUUGAAACUUGAAUUUAAUUUGGA
Messenger RNA from Dioscorea cayenensis subsp. rotundata (Guinea yam), 2270 nucleotides. Its product is annotated as DEAD-box ATP-dependent RNA helicase 27-like. The record is from RefSeq and is a predicted model, not a curated record. Gene Ontology annotation, cellular component: nucleolus. NCBI's taxonomy places the organism in Eukaryota, Viridiplantae, Streptophyta, Magnoliopsida, Dioscoreales, Dioscoreaceae. Gene Ontology annotation, biological process: maturation of LSU-rRNA from tricistronic rRNA transcript (SSU-rRNA, 5.8S rRNA, LSU-rRNA). Gene Ontology annotation, molecular function: ATP binding; nucleic acid binding; RNA helicase activity.